This is a messenger RNA of Ornithodoros turicata, 3627 nucleotides long. RefSeq lists its product as uncharacterized. Gene Ontology annotation, molecular function: zinc ion binding; nucleic acid binding; aspartic-type endopeptidase activity. The record is from RefSeq and is a predicted model, not a curated record. Gene Ontology annotation, biological process: proteolysis; DNA integration. NCBI's taxonomy places the organism in Eukaryota, Metazoa, Arthropoda, Arachnida, Ixodida, Argasidae. The transcript has a single exon. The coding region runs from base 1 to 3627 and encodes 1208 amino acids.
AUGAACUGCCCCGGACUUCCUGCUGUGCCGCCGUUUCUUGAGCGACCAGGCAAGCCUCCCGUUCCAUGGAGUCAAUGGCGGCGGAUGUUCGAUAAUUAUAUGCUUGCCAUCGACGGAAUAUCCUACAGGCCUGAUCGUCAAAAGGCAAUGCUCCUUCAUGCUCUUGGGACAGAGGGACAAAGAAUUUUCUACACGUUGUCAGUUCCUGCCGUACCGUCGGAACAAAGCAGCGGAGACUCCACCACAGCCACGGUAAAUGUGUAUAAAGAAGCUUUGGCAACACUUGAAAAGCGGUAUGCCGAGAGUUAUAACGUUAUGGUGGAGCGCAGGAAAUUCCGUCAGCGUUCUCAGCUGCCGGACGAAAGUAUCGAGGAAUACGUGACUGCUCUUCGAGGUCUCGCCAUUACCUGCAAUUACGGGACCAUGCUUGACGAAACGCUACGGGACCAACUUGUGGACAAGGCCCUCCUACCCCAAGUACGCGAGCGACUUCUACUGGAAGGAUCAACACUUACUUUGGAAAGGGCUACACAGAUCGCGAGUCAUGUUGAGCAGAGCCGCAAGGAAGCCCAGCGGAUCUUGCAGGAGAACACAGCUGCGGUUGAAAAAGUGUUCAAGAAGCCGUUCAAGAGAUCAGCUGGCAAGCCCGCAACUCCCAAGCCCCAAGCUCAAGGGAAGAAUGCAACUACUUGCUUUCGUUGUGGUUCACCGUACCAUCUGGCGAACUCGCAGGAAUGCAAAGCCAGGUACAAAGAAUGUUUCAAGUGCAAGAAAAUUGGGCAUUUCGGAGCCGUAUGCAGAGGUGCAAAAAAGCAGCAACGCGGUGCCACUCGCGAAGUCGUAACUGAAGGCGCACAUCACGAGGAUUACCCGUCCAGGACAGAACCUGCAAUACUAUUGGAAGUGCAAUCAUCUGCGAAAAAGGCUAUCCACAUUACAGCAGAAGCCGGUGGAAAGGACGUCACGUUUUUAAUAGACACGGGUUCGUCAGUUUCCAUAAUUUCGUCGGUUGUGUAUCAGUCCACAUACGCCGAGAAGUUCACCCUGCAGCCUGCGUCAAUCGAACUUCACGACUAUUCGAGGAAAGAGAUCCCAGUGCGAGGGUGCGUCAUCCUACCUGUCAAGUACAAGACACGUAGCGCGACCCUUCUCUUUUACGUCGUACAUCAUGGAACGACACUAUUGGGGCUCGACGCAGUUGCUGCGCUAGACUUGCGGAUUGACGGGGCACUCUUACAGUGCCUGGAGACAGCAGUUACAACCGGUGCCAGCGAGCGAAUAGCAAAGUGCGAGUUUGCGAACCUGUUUUCACCGGAGCUGGGCCUAGCCAAAGGCUACGAACACAAAGUCAAAGUACGGACAGACGUGCAGCCUACAACUACUAAACUCCGAAGGCUACCCCUACAGAUACGUGACGAUGUGUCUAAAGAACUAAAGAAACUGCUGGAUAUGGGCGUCAUUGAGGCUAUUGAUGCAUCGCCCUGGGUAUCGCCACUUGUCGUGGCCAAGAAAAAGGAUGGUCGGAUCAGGCUAUGCGUAGAUCUGCGGGCACCAAACAAAGCUGUCGUGCCAGAUUGCUACCCAUUGCCGAAUAUGGAAGAGCUGCUGAACAAGUUAUCCGGUGCAAAGAUAUUUUCCAAGUUGGACUUAACAGCAGCAUACCACCAGCUCGUACUGGCCGAAGAGAGUAGAGAUCUCACUGCGUUUAUAACGCACGAAGGUCUAUUCCGGUACAAGAGAUUGUGCUUCGGGCUGGCCUCCGCGCCAUCUGCAUUUCAGAAGCUUUUGGCUAAUGUGCUGAAAGGAUGUACAGGGGCGUUACACUAUCUGGACGAUAUCAUCAUAUUUGGGAAGAAUGAAGAAGAGCAUGAACAGAAUCUACGUUCAGUUUUGCAACGGAUCUCCGAUGCAGGGUUACGGUUAAAUCACAAGUGCGUUUUUGGCGUCAGCGAGCUCUCUUUUAUCGGUCACACAGUAAAGGAAGGAAAACUGUUUCCACUCCAAGUCACUGUCGUCUACAAAAAAGGGAAAGAUAACGAGAUUGCAGACGCGUUGUCGCGACUGCCACUUCCAUAUCAUGCACAGGAGCCCUUCGAAGACGACGUGGUGUGCAUCGUCACAGAAUGCAUCUCAAAGGAGCAGCUCCAGCGUGAGACAACUUCCGACUCAGUAAUGCAGGACGUUCUGCGCUACAUACGAACAGAAUGGCCUUCGAAAGCGGCUCUUCGAGACAACGCUGUGCCGUUCUUCAAGGUUCGCACGGAGCUGUCAGAAGUUGAUGGACUGCUGCUGCGAGGGGAUAGGAUUGUUGUGCCACCUGCGUUAGUGUCAAGGGUAAUUGGUCUGGCGCAUGAGGCACAUCCGGGCAUAGUGCGUACAAAGCAGCGCUUGCGUCAACUGUACUGGUGGCCUGCGAUGGACAGCAACGUCGAAACUGCUAUCCGGGGCUGCGACAUAUGCCAAACAGCGGACAAGUCCGCGAAGACGGCACCUGCUCCACUCACUCCUGUGAAACUUCCAGAGGAACCUUGGGAAAAAGUCAGCAUGGACGUUGUUGGUCCUUUUGAAAAGGCCCCACAGAACUGCCGGUACAUGAUCACCUUGAUAGACUACCAUAGUCGGUGGCCCGAAGUGUGCUUUUCGAAUACAGUCACAACUUCAACUGUUAUCGGGUUUCUGCGCCAAAUCUUCAGCAGGGAAGGUCAUCCCGUUGAAAUUGUGACUGAUAACGGCUGCCAAUUCAUUUCCCACGAGUUUCGUACUUUUCUCCAAGAACGAGGAAUUCGCCACAUACGCUCCUCAGUCUACCAUCCACAAGGAAAUGGUAUGAUCGAGAGGUUCAACAAGGUACUAAAAAGUUUCGUUCAAGUGGCACAGUUAGAGAACCGUCCAAUCAAAGAGGCCGUACUGGAAUACAUCGGGGUGUAUCGUGCUACACCUCACGCGUCAACGGGACUAGCUCCAGCUUUUCUGUUACAUGGAAGAGACAUACGAACACGACUAAAUACCAUCGGUUUUCCAACACGAAAAUUUUUGACCGAGCCAGCAUCGGAAAUUAGUCGCCUCCGAGAGAGAAUUGAGAAGAAACAAGCCCGUCUUAAAGCUUACAUUGAUGAGAAAAGAAGCGCAAAGCAACAACACCUCGAACCAGGGGACUUUGUGCGUGUCAAGCUUCCUGGACACAUCUACAAAGGUCAACUCCGGUACUCCGAACCGAGGAAGAUCAUCAAAAAACGGAGCAACAAUUCGUUCCUUCUAGACGAUAACAGAAUUUGGAACAGCAGCAAGCUUUCUAAGGUUCCGAAAGAAGCGUUGCCAAGACUACUCCGAAGGCCUACUUCCGGAUCGGAUGCAACACCAGUGGCUAUGUACUGGAACGUACCUUCGGAUGAAACUCCUCACCAGACUUCUCCAGACCCCAGUUGGCCGGAUGACAACGGAUCUGGAUCCGGGGCCGCCACAGCCCAGUCCAGGCAAGCUGACGACGAACCUGCUCAAAACUCUGCCACCACGAGCGGAACGACUCAGCAAACGAAGACGGACAAGGUGGACGUUCCUGCUCAGGAAGUGCAGCUUAGACGUAGCUCAAGAACGAGGAAGCGACCUCAACGUUUGGGUUUUUGUUGA